AUGUUUUCGCGGGCCGCCGCCGAGGGGCAUGAAUCAUCUCCCUCGCCGCACCCCACCCCUCCCCCUCCCCCGCCCCUUACGCCGCUCAGUAACUCAGGAAAUUACGCGCCUCCGCCCCCGCCGCCGCCCCCGGGGAGUGCUGCUUCACUCCACAACUGCGUACCUCGCCGCCCCCAGAAACAAAUUUACAACGCCAUCUUCCUGCACGGAAGUCGCCUGCCGCCUUAUUUAGACAGUGUAACGGCACCGAGUGGCCGUAGCAGGCACGGAGCUCCGCGCCAGCUAUCAGAGCUGCGGGAACAAGUGCACACGGCGCACCGCCGCGCGGCCGGAGACUUGAACGCCUGCGCGAGCGACGAACCCUGCGCUCGCCUGGCCGGCCAGCUAUCUGAUGGCAGGCGGCUGAUGAACGGCCUCUUUGUGCGAGCGACCUUCAUAACUCAGAGCUCCGCGAGCUCGCCGCGCCGCGCCGCGCCGCACCGCCUUACGUGGGCGGACACUGAACUCUGCGACACUGCCAAGGUCACCCUUGUUUACUUUCUCCGCUCUCUGACGUGA
Molecule: messenger RNA, 558 nt
Organism: Schistocerca gregaria
Lineage: Eukaryota; Metazoa; Arthropoda; Insecta; Orthoptera; Acrididae
Product: BEN domain-containing protein 4-like
Exons: 2
Coding region: 1-558 (185 amino acids)
Source: RefSeq, a predicted model, not a curated record